Molecule: messenger RNA, 2379 nt
Organism: Stegodyphus dumicola
Lineage: Eukaryota; Metazoa; Arthropoda; Arachnida; Araneae; Eresidae
Source: RefSeq, a predicted model, not a curated record
UUCAACCCGAAAUGCUGUUUCGAGACUAAUAACCCUUUUGGGCUAAUUAGUCAAAAUAAAUAAAACCCUAUAAGAAAAAUAAAGUGUAUUAAUUGAAAUUUGCAAUUAAAUCUUACACUUGCAGACCCGUAGAAAUGAAAACCGAGGAAAAAACACCAAAAGUAGCAUUUCGAUUGACCUUACAAAUAGUAACUUAAGAGUAAGUUUACAAGUAAAGGGAGUAUUUUUUAAAGUAGCAUAAAUGAUGUAGCUAGUAAUUCUCAGCCUUUAACAAAUUACUAGCAUAAAUGAUGUAGCUAGUAAUUUGUUAAAGGCUGAGAGUUAUUUUAUGUGGGAAAAAGGCUGAGGAUAUGUUUGAAGUAAGUCAUAGAGUUAAUAGAAUUAAACAUAAAACUGCAAAAUUUCUCCCACAAUUGCUGUAAAAAUUGCGAUAGCAUUUAAGACUAUUAACUAUUCGACAAUAUAAAUAAGCUUGUUACUCGACGCUUUAAAGUUUAUUGAUGAGCAUAAAUGCAAAAUAUCUGAUCUAACAUUCUAAUUUUUUAUGAUCCGAUUUAAUAAAAAUCUAUUAAUAAGUAUGGGGAAUUUUGUUGAAUCAUUUAUUUUCGAAUAUUAAGAAACUUAAUAAGCAACUAUAUAAUGCUGUAUUUCCAAAUUGCGCCCAUGCUCUCUAAAAUAACGCACCAGAAUUAUUUUCUACUGUUUCCCACGGUUCUAUUGUUAAAGCACUGUUUGUGAAACGUCGCGUGUUUGCAUAUUCAAACAUUAGGCUAGCAUUUCUAAUGAACUCACAGCGCCCUCUGGCAAAUUGAUGACACUCGUUAUUAGAAGUCAUGAAAGUUAUUAUAAGCUGUAGUGGUUUAUUACCUCGUUAUUAUAGUAUCUGAUAUCGAUUAAUAUAACACUGUCUAUUGAAUCCUAAACGUGAAUUUGCGUCACGUGGAUUGUGACUCAGGGGAAAUGCAUUGCUUUCUAAUAUAUUUUGUGAAUAUGCAAUAACAUGAUUUAUUUGAUGUCCCUAUUUCAAGAGGUCUAUCUAGAUAUUUGUUUCAUGGGGUUCAUGUUCCUUGGGGGCAUACUCCUGUCUAUUUAUUAUUUUCAUCACGAGACAAGAAAGCUUUGCAGAUCCAGAGGGAAGUAAUGUUUCCAGCUGAAGGCUCUUUUGUUCAGACUGGACCAUCCGGCCAUACCAAAAUUAAUGAAAACUAUUCAGCCGCAGAUCAGGCUCAUUGCUCAAUUCCUGCUUUUGAAUUUGAACAACCUUGCAGAAUUCCACUAUGCAGUGCUGAUGACUUUUCUGGACCAUACAAAGACUUCCACCCACCAGGAAAUCGAACACCAGCUGUAGGUGAAAGGAUAUGGGGAGAUCCACCCUAUUUGCGUUCAUAUUUGGAUCCCAUUUAUCAACAGCGUACAAGCGCCUGUGGGCAUACAGACAACUUAUUAUUCCGAGGAUCAUUUUAUCAAGGAGAUACUGAAGCCCAUGAAGAAUUUGUUAAUCAUGGAGUACCUUCUCCGAAAAAGUACCAUAAAUUUAUUCGCCAUUAUGAACCACCUGGAAUGAAGCACAACAAGAGUAUCACGCAAACUGAUUUCGUGCCUCCCUAUCCUAUGCUUCCCAAAGACAAGUUUCCAUGUUUGGCGGAAGAGCCUGAGAAAUCCUGGUAUACUAAAAAGCCAUCCAGGCCUAAGAAUCCUCACGCCAAAGAGUACGAACCCAAACAUGUAGAGCCUCAAGUAAUUUAUAUUGAUGAAGAGCCUAAGAGAGAUUUCAGCACUGAAACCGGAGACAAUUACAUUUGCUUCCAGAGGCCGAAGCAAAGAAGAAAAUAUGCAGAUCCUAAACCUACCGAGCAUGAGAUUUUCUUCAACAACUUGAGAGAUAAACAUCAAAAAUGUUCACACCAGCCACCAACUCUCGAUGCUUGCGAUUGUGGUUGCGAGAAAAGAGGCUUGUGUUGUAGCCAAGUAAAUUCUAUUUCGGAGAAAAAUCCAUGGUUUCUCUUCCCGCGAAACUAUCCAUCGAAGUAUGGGUUUAUGAUCCUUCCAAGUAAAUGUGACCAUGAACAACAUCAGACGGCGACAUAAUCUCCACAAAUUAUUUACUGAGCAGUUAAAGAUUUUAAUUAUGAAGACCAAAGAAGUAACAAGGAAUAAAUGUAAACCUAGAGACACUACGCCUUUGAUGUAAACUAUACCGAUAUUGGAAUUUUGACAAUAAAAUUAGGGUUUAAAUUUAAAUAUCAGAAAAACAUUUUUCUUCUUUCAUCGGUUUUUAAUUCACGAUUAAAAUUUGCUUCCAUAGUGAUCGAAGUUUUUUUCCUUCAAGAAUAUGAAUCAAACUUAAUAACUGCAAUGCUGCAGAUCUUAUCGAAGUUC